GCCAUGUGUGCGUGGGUGUCUUUUAUGGAGGCCCUUCUCCAAAAACUGUGACAUUUUCCAAGCAGCAGAAUUCUCCACUCCACCCCUUAAGCUAAGCCAGGCCAGUCAGCUAGGCUAGCCAAGUUUCUCUUUCUGUAAGAGGCUAUGCUGUAGCCUGUAACAGACUUUAUACAAGAAAAGGCAGGAUAGUUGUACAGCGGAGCGUCAAGGCUUGUUCUUGUACCUUGUUCUUCUUGUUACUUCUGCAGUUAUGGACGAGACAACAAAACGGUUUCGUUUACACGUUAUCAAAGAGAUACACCAGACGGAGCACGAUUAUACAAGCUCUCUGGAGUUUACCGUCGAUCAUAUUCUUACUAAAAUGAAGCAGCUCUCUACACAGAAUCCAAGCAUCACUGAAGAAGUGAUCGAAAAGCUCUUUUGUAACAUUGAAGAAAUUCUCGCAGCACAUAAAGCACUUCUAGUCGACUUGGAUAAAGAGAUGAUACCCUCCGCUAGCCCUGAUGCCCAGAUUUCAUCUUGUUACGUAAAACAUCACGAGUCAUUCCAAGCUUAUAGAGCUUAUGGCGAGAAUAAUGAACAAUCACAGAAGACACUAUACCAGUUAGAAGAUGUCCCAUCGCUUAAAGCCUUCUUUGUGGGUGCUAUGUUGCUAGGAGGUGUUAACGAAGCCUCCAUCAGUUCCUAUCUCUUUAAACCUAUACAAAGAAUAUGUAAAUAUCCACUUCUCUUUAAAGAGCUUUUAAAAUACACUCCUGAAAGCCACAAAGACUACGAAGAUACAGUCAAAGCUCUGGGUAACAUGAGAAUACUGUGCUCAGUCAUAAAUGAAGCGAAACGUAGAGUCGAGAGACUCGAAGCUAUUGCCGAAUGGCAGGAGACCAUAGAAGGUUGGGAGGGAUCGCCUGUAGUGGACACCUGCUCUGAACUUGUUAAAGAGGGAUCAUUGAUAAAGAUAUCAGCUGGUAAUAUGCAGGAGAGAGUCUUUUUCUUGUAUGAUGGACUACUGGUCUACUGCAAGAGGGCAGCAAGCUUCUCAUUAAGAACUAAAGCAGAGAAGACAUUAAUAUUCAAGGGAAGAAUACCAGUGGCUAAUAUUGAAGUUGAAAACAUUGAAGACGGAUCAGCUGACUGUCACACUUACGGCUACACUGUCAAGAACGGCUGGAAGAUGAGGAACCUUGCAAAGAACAAGUGGUUUGUGCUGAUAGCGAAGACACAUAGUGAGAAACAGGAAUGGAUAGAAGCAGUAAGAACACUUAAAGACAGAAUAAGAAAUGUUGCUGCUGGUAUAGCUCGUGAUACUAGGCUCCUCAUGCUAGACAAAGGACGUAAGCUACACGAGUUGAUACACAAUAACUCUAAGAUACUUUACGAUCAUCGCUAUCGACUGAGAUCCUACCCUCACUCGUUCAGUGGGUGUGACUUCACACGCUGGCUGGUUAAGAUUGGAGAGGCGGGAGACGAAAAGGAAGGAGUUAGAUUAGGGCAGGCGCUACUUGAGAAUGGGAUCAUUCAUCACGUUGGCGAUAAGCACCAGUUUAAAAACAGCCCGUUUGUGUACAUUUUUCGCUACGACGAUGAUACAUUUCAGGCCAGCGAUGACACUCUUGAUAUACUAGCAAAGGGUCUCAGGGUAUACGUCUGUCUCCAUAGUCUCCACCGCUCGCCGUUGCGCGAUCACAGAUCAGGACUCCGGUCGAUCAAGCAGUCCAUCAGCGGGCAGACGCUGGUCGACUGGUUAAUGGACGAGAAGUUUGUGGAGUCAAGAAAAGAGGGCGUGGCAUUGUGUACGCACUUGAUGGCCACAGGGCUAAUAAAACACGCUACUGAUGAUCAGAAGUUUAAAGACUCCAAUGGUAUCUACUAUCAGUUUGUACCUGAUGCUGUCAGUGAUCAGCCGCUCCACACAGACUUCAUGCCUAUCGUUACAUUCACAUGUCAAACUAUUAUGGUUCCUUAUUCAUCUGAGUUCAAAGAUUACGGCAUAAAGUUCUCUAAUGGCCCCGCCCCCAUUAAGAUAGCGGAGGUCACGCCCACUGGGCCAGCGGACGGGCUGGGUAUAUCCCCUGGCCAAGAGGUCCUUUGCUUAGGAGGGCAGUGGUUGAGUAGCAGCAACGACUCUAGCAGCUGUGAGUGUUUGGUGGAGGGAUCUCAUGAUAGCGAGAUUCCACUGGAGCUGGUUGUCUCCAGAGAGGCUUCCGAGGUUUUUGAUUUGAAGUUAAAGGACGGAGAGAGUCUGGGGCUGCAGUUAAAGGGGAAUCAACCCGUCUUUGUUAACAGAGUUGAUAAAGGAUCCUUGUCUGCUACAGCUGGUCUUACUCCAGGCUGCUGCAUUUUACGAAUAAACAACGAAAACGUCAUCACUCAAAACCACGACACUGUAGUAUCGCACAUCAAGAAAGCAAAGGAGAACAAAGAUCCUUCGAUAUCCCUCAAGAUCGGGAUCCCCUUUACAGGUCAUGUGACGAAGUACCAGUACGAGUCUACAGGGGACAUGCCCCUUGAGGUAUUGAGACAAAUAACGGAGUCACCAUAUGUAUACAGCAUACCAGCUCAGUUAUUCAAGGUGUAUGAGAACGAAGCUCGGACCAGAGCAAGCUUAUUGCAGAGUAGGAAGUCUGCUAGCUCAAAGUUAGAAAACUAUGUCACUGAGCUCCAGAUUCAAGCAGAUAAUUAUAAAAAAGCUCACGCUGCUCUCUCUUCCCCUCGGUACCCCUCCUACCGUCCUUGUGGUGCUCACCUCUCUCCCUUCCUUGAGGGUUGUCCCAUCAACCUGCACAGUAUAAUGAUGGAGGUGGGGUCAGGGACACGUAACCACACCUCCUCACCUGACCCUGAAGGGUCUAUAUGCAGUUCCCAGGAUGGUCUAGACACUAAUAUUCCAAUUACUAAGCACUUCACACACACGAUGGCCUACCCUUCCUUAAUGAACAGAACCCACUCCGCAAAAGACAUUGAUGUAUUGGAGAGAUGUCAGUCAGUGAGAGAGUUAUUAGCAAUUCUUAAUGGAAGCUAUCUUGACCUGAUCAGAGACUGUGAAUUAUUGCAGAGAUUAGCAGUGGCCAGUGCUGAAACUCCCUCUGGCGAUCGCAAAGACAUGCUUGGAGGAUUCUCUCCUACGACACUUCCGAGACGAAUCAGGAAAGAAUCCAGUCCCCAAUUCCCUCGGGCUGCCUCCCCUUCGGUCAGCACAAGAGAACCUUUUACGAGAGAGAGGAACUUCUCCUUUGCCAGUCCUAAUGCAGUAUUGCAAGUAGUUCUUGAUGGAGUCGCGGCCAAAAUUAUGAGUUUUAAGGAGCUUUUUGAGAACCCAAAGUUUCUUGAGGAAAUGGAGAAAGCCUCGCAGAAUCUCAAGGGCCAGUCUGUAAAAGAGGACGUUAAGGGCUGGAACACAAAGUUUACAAAAUACAGCAACGAGCUGGCAGAGCUUGAUACCACCAUUGAUGCUGUAAGAAGUUUUGCUGGAACAAUGGAGUCCGACAUUAAAUUGAUAAAGAAAGACAUUCAAUUUUACUUGGAGGCUGCUCUUGGAUUAAAUGACGAUGUUGAGGUGACAUACUCAUGGGACAGAUUAUUCUCUCAGUGUUUGACGGCAGUUACAACUGGUUUUGCUCAUCAACUCAUAGCAGCUGCUAAUUCUCAUGUUAAUACUUGUUCUGAAUACAUUAAGAGCCCAGUCGACGCCAGCCAGCAGUGGUUGGACCAGAUCAUUGCCAAAGGAGUGGUGGUCUGCUUUCAGUGCCUCCUACUACCUUCAGUGGUGAGUUAAUACCACUGUUAGAUA
Molecule: messenger RNA, 3787 nt
Organism: Amphimedon queenslandica
Lineage: Eukaryota; Metazoa; Porifera; Demospongiae; Haplosclerida; Niphatidae
Product: phosphatidylinositol 3,4,5-trisphosphate-dependent Rac exchanger 2 protein-like
Exons: 24
Coding region: 251-3772 (1173 amino acids)
Biological process (GO): intracellular signal transduction; G protein-coupled receptor signaling pathway; positive regulation of GTPase activity
Cellular component (GO): plasma membrane
Molecular function (GO): protein binding; GTPase activator activity; guanyl-nucleotide exchange factor activity
Source: RefSeq, a predicted model, not a curated record